Molecule: messenger RNA, 3483 nt
Organism: Juglans regia (Persian walnut)
Lineage: Eukaryota; Viridiplantae; Streptophyta; Magnoliopsida; Fagales; Juglandaceae
Product: cyclin-dependent kinase G-2-like
Exons: 9
Coding region: 497-2608 (703 amino acids)
Biological process (GO): protein phosphorylation; regulation of mitotic cell cycle
Cellular component (GO): nucleus
Molecular function (GO): ATP binding; cyclin-dependent protein serine/threonine kinase activity
Source: RefSeq, a predicted model, not a curated record
CGCGAAGAGCAGCAGCCUUUAGAUUCUGAAGCUGUCGGUUUUCGAUCGCCUUAUUCUCUCCGAUUGCUGUCGUCGUUACUGUGUUUCUAUCUUCUUUCUCUCACCGGUAAGGCCUUUAUAUACCUGUGAAAUUCCCGAGGCGGCGGUACAAAUUACAAGUACGAUAUUGAUUUCUAGGGUUUCGUUCGUGAUCUGAUUCGUUAGCUCAAAUCCCCGAUUUUUGUCUGCCUAUUCUGAUACAUUCUACUGAUUUUCACCCAUUAUUGAUCAUAUUUGUAUCAAUUUUCAUACACUUUGUAUUGUAUUGACUCUUAGUCUGCUUGAAAAAAUUGAGUUUUCGGUUUUGGGGUUGGGGUCGUAGUUUAAAAAUAAAUACAAGAAAGAAAAAAUAAAAUUGACUCUCGAUUGUGGGUGUUGUGGUUUGUAUUCUCGAAUUGUUGGUCAGGGUUUGUAUUUCUUGUAUUUUUGAUUGAGAAGAGUUGUGGUUGUGAAUCACAUGGCGGCAGGGCGAGUCAAUGUUUUCAGGAGAACGGACUUAUAUAAGCCCUCCGAAAGAGAGUAUGACUAUUACAGGAAUGAUUCUUGCGGUGUGGAAUACAAUAGGGCCUGUGAUCGUGCUGCCAGACGUAAGAAUGGGUACCAUAAUUCUUCAAGAACUCGUGAUUCGAGGUCUAGAAGAGACAGGUUUGGCACUAGGACUGAAGAUCGAAAAUUGGAUGAGUUUUCUAUGGGUAAUGAACUCAUGGCUCACAAAGAUGGGGUGCGGAUGCCUCCAGAGAAGAAGAGGAAGUUCUCUUCAAUUGUAUGCAAUAGAGAAGAAAAGGACAUGAGAAUUUCAUCUAAGAACAGACUUGUCCCAGUUAUUUCUCCGUCUCCUCCUCGGCCAUCCUCUCCCAGUUCCGAUAGUGUGCCACUGGAUGUUGAUUCAGAUGUUGGUAUUUUAGAAUGUGAUAUAACAGGAAGUGAGGUUUUGGGGUUGGAGAAUUCAGCAGAUAAGCCUGUUGUGGCAGAUCUGUUAGUAGGUUGUUCUGGAUUCAGUUCUCAAGCUGAUUUGCCUCCUUUGGUGCCAUCAGAGCGAUUUGGUGAUGAUGAAUAUGAAGAAGACAAUGUGGAAGAGGAAAAGGUUACUCAAGCACCGAAUAUUGCCAUGUCGAGGUGGGCGUCUGACAGUGAUUCUCCUUCGAGGUCAAGUCCUGAAAGUGGGGAGAUUCGAGUAGGACUCUCAGGAGGUGGUAGGACUAGGUCAUCUGGAUCGGAUGGAGAAGGUUCUGUUGCAGUGCCUGUCAGUGAAGAUACAUUUGGUGAAAACGAGUUUUUUGAUGCUGAUAUGAUCGAUAUUGAUAAAAAAAGAGAUGGCCAUGACUAUGUUAACCAGUCAGACUCGGAAUCGGAGGAUGAUGGUGGUUGCCAUCAGAUUAAAGAGCCCAGCAUGCUUAACCAGAGAAGCAUAAACAUGCUUCAGUGUUGCAGAAGUGUGUUUGAGUUUGAAAAACUUAACAAAAUUAAUGAAGGAACUUAUGGUGUUGUUUAUAAAGCCAAAGAUAAGAAGACGGGGGAAAUCGUGGCCUUGAAGAAGGUGAAGAUGGGAGUAGAAAAGGAGGGUGGUUUCCCUAUGUCAUCUUUGCGGGAAAUAAACAUUCUCUUGUCUUUUAAUCACCCUUCUGUUGUCGGUGUUAAAGAAGUUGUUAUGGAUGAUCUCGACAGUGUUUUCAUGGUUAUGGAGUACAUGGAGUAUGACCUCAAGGAUCUCUUGGAGGUUAUGAAACAGCCUUUUAGCAUAAGUGAAGUUAAAUGGUUGAUGCUACAACUAUUGGAAGGUGUCAAAUAUCUUCACGACAAUUGGGUGCUUCAUAGAGAUUUGAAGACUUCAAACCUUCUUGUGAGCAAGGAGGGUGAGUUGAAAAUAUGUGACUUUGGGUUGUCUCGUCAGUAUGGCAGCCUGCUGAAGCCAUAUACACCUAUUGUGGUCACCCUUUGGUACAGAGCACCUGAACUACUGCUCGGUGGCAAACAGUACUCAACAGCUAUUGAUAUGUGGUCAGUGGGAUGUAUAAUGGCUGAAUUGGUGGCAAAGGAACCACUUUUCAAAGGGAAAAGUGAAAUUGAUCAGCUUGGCAAGAUUUUUCAAGUUCUUGGUGCACCAAAUGAGAAGAUUUGGCCUGGACUAACAAAAUUGCCAGGAGUUAGACCAAAUUUAAAGCAACCGCAUAACCUAUUGCGGACCAAGUUUCCUGCAAGAUCCUUCACAGGAUCGCCAGUUCUCUCUGAUUUGGGAUUUGACUUGUUGAGCAGCCUUUUAGCAUACGACCCGGAAAAGCGGAUAACAGCGGAGGCUGCCCUAAAGCAUGAUUGGUUUCGUGAGGUUCCUCUUCCUAGAUCUGAUUUCAAGUGUAACUUUUCUGUCUGGCAUGGCCAAGAGAGAGCAGGAUCCUUUAGAAGAGCAGUGAGAAAGGAGUUUGUCUUGGUCAAGAGUAGUGGAUUGAUGCAUAAUGGUCUUUGGGAAGAGGGUUGCUUUGUUAGUUGUGACCUCGUGGAUGUUGAAGACUGUGGACUAGUCAACACUCAGCCAAAGCAGCUAUGUUUCUGUUUGCAAUUCUGUACCUUGUGAUUUUAUUUUUCAAUCCCUGCGCAUUUCACAUACUGUGUCCUGAUAGGAGGACGUUGAGGUAAAAUUUACCUGUGCCUCCAUUAAGUUUUUAUUUUGGUACAGGUGCUAUGGUUGUAGUAUGUAUAUAAUUAGCUGGCUAAGUCUUUUUUUUUUUUUUUUUUAGUUUUUAAGUUGAAUGUUUAUUAUGAUGAUAAGUAGUGAUUUGGAGAACCGCUAUGUCACUAGUCAUAUUCAAAACUUUAUAGGUUAGAUUGCUGCUAUACUAACGGAAGAAAAUUGGAAGGAAAAAAUGUCAAAUUUUGCUUCCUGCAUUCUGUAAUUUGUUGGCUCGUGAUGAUAACUAUGAUUUCAUACCUUUAUUAUUAUUGCUAUUCAUAUUGUUCCUGCCUUUCCAAUUUUUCUUAUUAUUUUCAAUUUUUGUCGGUACAUAUGAAUUGAGUUGAAUUAUCACUUGCUGGGGGUGGCAAAGGUGUCUUCCACUCACAAAGGCAAGGCACUUUGCUCUGCAACUUCAUCCUUGGAGGCAGUUUUGCUGCAAAAACAAUUACAAAUAUAGACAAUUCUGCCCAUGCAAAUCCCACUCUCUUUGGCUGUGUCACGGAGGUAAGGUUUCCAGGACCGACAAUGCCGAAGGACAUAAUGUCCCAAAAUUUCUCUGGAAACUCAAAAUGGUGUAGAGAACAUGGAAAUCUUGUACAUUCAUUUGAUGGUAAUGCAGGAGGAAGAUGGUUUUUCUUUUACUGUCCAAAUUUAGAUCUCUGUGGAAAUUUUGUGUAGUAGUAGAUAAGGUGGGAUUGUUGUACAGCGGCAUUUCACUUCAUAUCUCUUUUGGGCAGGUGCCCUCAUUUCAGGGGUGACGACAAGUUAUUUUUGCC